AUGUUGUUUGGAAAUUCUUUGUUUUAAACACAGCUCAGAAAUCUUUCCACAACUACGUUGUGCUCCUCCGUCAUCAUAUUAUUGGUAAUUGGACUCCGGUUCAGAUUAUGUAUCAGGGCCUGGGGUGAAGAAAUCUAUCGGCUUUGGUGUUUAUGUUGCAGCAUUUCUGAGACCAAACGCGACUGCUCGCUGCAGUAGGCCUGAUAUAUUGGUAUUUUGCCCUUCUGACCUCGGUUCUUGUGCAUCAAGUCUGUACUUUGAGACCGCUUUUAAGUCGUCUAUCUGUGAAUCUCAUCGUGUAUAUAUGCUGCAUAAUUGUCUGUCCAACUUUCUAUACAACCUACCUAUCAUGGUACAGGAAUGAACUUCAAGUUUGAUUUAUAGGCGAUAGCCGGCUAUGAGUAGUCUGAGCACUGUGAAGAGUGACGGACGAAGAGAUCGGCCACGUAAAACCACAACAACUCAAAGUCUCAUUACUCAACUCGAGAAGAUUACCAUACGGCCGUCGGAUAUACCGUACAGUAGAUAUUUUCCACGCAAAUCACCAAGAAAUAGACUUGAUCCAAUAUCUACUACGAAAGAGAAACAACGUGCGUUGUGUAACGUUGGUAAAGGUAAAAAUGCGAGACAUUCUAAGAAAGGUAAUAAAUCAGGCAUUAAUCCAACGAUAUACCAAACGACUGCUGGACUUGAGUUUGGUAGACAAGACUGCGAGUGCGUGGGGCAUUAUUCUCGACUGAGCAGUGAAUUUGGCAUAGGCCUAUGUGGAAAACUUAGCUGUAUAGACGUUAAGAAAAGGCGAGUUUUUGGUACGAGUAGUCUGCCUCUUUUAAAUGAAAUCCAAGUUGACGCAAACUUGAACAGUAAGGUCAUAUUAAAGCAUUCGUAUUCUUGGCCAUUGUUACAUAGCGAAGGAAUAUCAUUGUUUUCCCUGGAUACCACCGAACUCACGAAGUCUCCUGUUAACUCAGACUCUCCAAUGUCAAAAACAGUAGAUGCAUCGAAACAUCAGCUAGACAAAAGCAAUGAAACCGAACAGUGUGAUAUCAACCGAAAUGAAAGGUCCACUAAACAUCAUCGAGAAAGGCCGACUGAUAAAAUAAAAUCGAAGAGAAAAAGCAGCAAAGAUCGAUAUCACAAUACUCGCCCUAAACCGCCAUCUUGGCAAAAUUUUACAACUGUUGUAGAGGAAUGUAUAUUAGAUAAUGAAAAAUCAAGAUUUGAAUUAAGUUCGGCUGAUGGGUCGGACGUAAAGACGAAGGUCAGACGCGCAAGUUCAGGAGAGAUAAUAACGGAUAAAAGACAUCGUUCGAACAUUCGUAGGACACAUAGUAUGGUUAUUGACACGUCAGAAAUGCCAGAAGCUUCAAACCUUGUAGUACCUUUAGCACAGAGUAAACCUCAUGAAUUUAAACUAAGGGAAAAAGAAUUUGACGAUAUAUUAUACAUGGAAGAGAACGAACAGCGAUGCCGUGAUUGGUUAAAAACGUUAGAAAGUGCCGAGUUUAAACCUCAUUCAUUGAUGGCGCCGGACAAAAAACCUGAGCGAAUAUUAUCGUCGAAUAAUGACAUGGUCACGUGUGACUUGGAAUUAGCAGAAGAUAAAUGGGACUUUCUGAUUUCGCCAUACCCAAAAGGAAAAAAGAACGCAGGAGGCCUUUAAGAACAUGUGACGGACGAUCAAUGGUAUUGUUUCUUCCGUCCGGAAUUUCUGAGUUUACUCUUACUUACUUUUUUUUCACAAGAUUUUUUUUAACACAAAUGCUGUAUUAUUAUCGCCUUGUUGCUGAUUAAAAAAUCAAUGAUUCGUCCUGUUAUGACGCAUUAAAAUUUUCCCCUCCAGGUUUGAUGCCAAUAUUAAUUCACCUUGGAAUAUGCUCAUAGGCUUAAGCAUUGCUCAUAAAAAAUCGAAACAAAAAAGCCUCAAAAAUAAAAUUUGAUGUUUGGAGCUGUAGCGUGGUAGUUAACCAUAGUGUAUCAAUAAGUCGUGGCUAUACCCAGGGGUGGAUCUAGAGAAUUUCUGACGGGGGUGGGGGGCACAAAAUAAAAUUCACGCCGCCACGCCCACCUCAGCCCCACCAUGGCUAGUGUAAAUACAGUAAGUGGUAAAUAAUCGAGCUCUCCUUUCACCCACUGCUGGAUCACCACUGAACUCAUGGGUGCACACUCCCUUUUUUGUUCUUUCUAGCUCUCUGUAACUAAAAUGUUUCCCUCUUUUUUAUUUUUCGGCUGGGGUGGGGUGGCCUCAUGCCCCCCCCCCCCCACUGGAUCCGCCACUGAUACCAACCAGUACACUGUCCACAGAUUCUCCUUCUUGUUUCUGAUAUAUGAAGCCCUGUCUUUCGCUGUCUUAGCCAUAUAUUCCUUAACUUGACUGACUAGUUCUAGUGGCGGAUCCAGGAAUUCGAAUAGAGGGGGCCUAGGGAGGAAAUUUCAGAGAUCAGGAGUGUAGACCACCUCAGCUAUGAUUGCGCAUCACUAGAUGGCCGGAAAUGGCACUCUUAGAGACCUAAAUUGGAUUAAUAUAUUUCCUUUUUUUUCUAUCCUUUUUUAAUUUUGAAAAACUUAAGGGACCCGGGCCGGCUCACCCCCUUCCAUUGAAUCCACUACUGGGUUCAAGGUUUAGCCAGGUUGUCAUGCCUUCUAUUUGUUACUGAGAUUUAUCGAAACGAAAGGAAGCAAACCCCAAUUAUUGACCAUUGCAGGAGUACUGUAUCUUAAUGUUUUUAAUAUUUUAAGUGGAUACGUUUACGGACAUCAAAGCUAUAAUGUCAAUAUUAAUUUACAUUAGAAUAUGCUCAUAGGCUUAUGCACUGCUCAUAAAAAAUCGUCAAAAUUGAAAUUUGGUAUGUAGCUAGGUACUUAACAUGCUCUCUGCAAUUCAAGUUCAAGUCCUGGUGACGAAAAAUUAGUACUCCACUCACGAAUCCACAUAACGAGACUUGAGGCUUUAUAUGCAUUGUCUUUAUCUUUUGGAAAGGACUGCCACUUAUAAUGCAAUGAUUUUAGGAUGGCUAUUUGCAAUCCUUGGCCUCUAUGUAUUAGCCACGGAUCAGUAGUUUACAGACGUCUUACACUGUACAAAAAUCUUUAAAUUUGCUGAGAUAUCAGUUCAAGCAAUGGCGGAUCCAGGAAUUUAUAAGAAGGGGCCCAGAGAGGGACUUUCACAGAUGGAGGGUCUAUAUAUACACCAUAAAGGUUGGGGCUGAGGAAAGAGAAUGUAUGAUUAUGGCACCUCUAGAGGCCGAAAAUGGCACUUAUAGACUCAGAAUUUUCUUUUUGUCCUCAAUUCUUUUUUAAAUUUUGAAAAAUUUGGGGAGGGGCUCCCCCACCCCCUUGAAUCCGCCACUGUAUAAUUAUCAAAAGACUGGUGAAUUGCACUAUCCAAAAAACAAACGUCCGUUAUUAAUUGGCAAGGUAGUUUUUCUCAAUCUAAUUUUGAGUUGAAAGUUAAUAACUAAUUGAAAUGUACGAAGUAAGGAAUUCAUUUUUUUAAAUUUCUUAUUCAUGUUUUUUGGAUUUUUAUAAAAGUGUAUUUUUAAAUGGACGUGUAAAGAUGCACCAAACCAUGAAUAGAUGUAAGCCUACGGUAUAUAUGAAUCUUCUGUAUUUACUAUCAAUAUCAAACAAAAACCGACAAGGACGUCAUUAAGGUAAGUCUGAUUUCCAUAACAUCGCUACAUUGGGUUUAGUCCGCAAUGGGGACGUCUCCCCGAUUCGACCCGACAUGUCACAUCGCCGACAGCAGUCGGCGAGAGCGUGUAGCAAUUUUAUGGAAACUGACUUCAAAGUUGAACAGUGCUUUUAAAACAAUGACUCCAGUACCAAUGGUUCUACACCGAUUAUCCAGUAAUAAUUUUACUUCACAGAAACAUUAUAUAUCUUCUUGAUUUAAUCAUUUUUGACACUUAAAACUUGCCGUUUAUGAUACCAUAUCUAGAAAUUUAUGUAAUAAAAAACAAGCAAAACA
Molecule: messenger RNA, 3970 nt
Organism: Anneissia japonica
Lineage: Eukaryota; Metazoa; Echinodermata; Crinoidea; Comatulida; Comatulidae
Exons: 2
Coding region: 398-1663 (421 amino acids)
Source: RefSeq, a predicted model, not a curated record